Messenger RNA from Meriones unguiculatus (Mongolian gerbil), 857 nucleotides. It is a transcript of the gene Pex39, whose product is annotated as chromosome 16 C6orf226 homolog. The transcript has 2 exons. The coding region runs from base 340 to 660 and encodes 106 amino acids. Lineage: Eukaryota; Metazoa; Chordata; Mammalia; Rodentia; Muridae. The record is from RefSeq and is a predicted model, not a curated record.
AAAGUAAUGUGAAGAGCCUGCGAGAGAAUCGCAGCCUGGACCCCAGCGGGAGCCCCCGCUUCUCGCUGCAACCUGUGCCUAAGAGAGGGGCGUCUUUGCAGCCGCGCCUCCCCACACUCGUCCCGGUGGGUUCGCACUUCACUUUUUGGCUAGUUCACCCGUCCCCCCGCCUUUUUUAAAAUUCCCUCUGAGCCCAUCCACGCUGAGGAAUGAGAUCCGGAUGUACUGCAGCUUCCGCAGGAGGCACCUCGGGUCCCCGCGCCCAGGUACGGCCUCCCCUUUCCGCGAAGAUGGUUGCGCCCACGCCAACCCGGAGGUGCUUGAGGUCCGUCCGGGGUCAUGGAUCCGCAGGGCCGCAGCCCGGGCGGAGCACCGGCGUCCGCCGAGCCUGCCCCGUCCUCGGUGACCCUGGCAGAGCUCCUGCGGCUGGUCCAGAAGGGCCAGGAGCUUCCGGGUCUGGAGAAACGCCACAUCACUGCGACCCGUGGCGAGCCCACGGCGUCGCUGCUCCCGCGGAGGCCCAAGCCCUGGGAGGACGCGGGCUCGGCCGCCUCCUCCCGCACCACCGCCCUAGAUGCCAGGACGCAGCCCCCGACCGCGGAGGAGCCGUCAGGGGCCAGCCCGGAGGCCCAGCUCGGCGGAGGCCCCGGGGAUUCCUGAGAUCCGGAGGCGCGGCUGGAUCCUGCAGCAGCUUGAGGGUCUGGACACCCGCCACCCUGACUCAUGCUUCUGCAUCUGCCCUGACCUGUCUCAGUCGGAACUAGUCUUCCUGGAGCAGUCAGCGUUGCCCAGAGCAGGACAUGACUUCCCGGGUCAGCCUAUCCUGACGAUAAAGUGAACCUGGGAUCCAAAAGGCA